Messenger RNA from Closterium sp. Naga37s-1, 1071 nucleotides. The record is from the annotation of a GenBank genome assembly. NCBI's taxonomy places the organism in Eukaryota, Viridiplantae, Streptophyta, Zygnematophyceae, Desmidiales, Closteriaceae.
AUGCUGAAGGCUGCGACGAUUCGCGAGUUUGACAGCAACCGUCGCUCCAAACGAGCUCCCGCGCGAGGUCGUCACGAAAAAUCACCCAAUGGCAGUCCCUCGAGCUCUCCGACUGCAGCAGCAGCGACAAAAGGAGGAACUGCGAGCUCGGAAGGUUUCACAGCGGCGAAGGAACGUGGUGGUGGUCAAACUACCCAUAGUCACGGCCACAGUCACGCACACAGCCAUGUCCAUCACCAUCAUUCCCACUACAAACCAAAAUGGGCCACUCGUGUGACUCCGUUAACGCAGGAGGAGAAGGACGAGCUGGAGGUGGCGAAGACCCCAGGCCUGCUCGCACCCAUGAGCAUUUCAGUCAGGCAAAUGCCCGACAAUCCCGAGGAGUUUGAGAACCUUGGCUCCAUGCGCACGCGCUAUUCCCCCGCCCUCAUCUACCACCUUCUCAGAAACUUCGAGGAUGCUCCACGUGUAUAUAAGAACAUCGCCCACUGUGACGUGGACCCACUGGAAGAGCCUGGCACCUUUAGAGUCACACAGCACAUCAAGUGGCGGUUUCUGUUUCUCUCUGGCACAUUCGCCACCACACUCAUCUGCCAGCGCAACGACGCUACUAGAUCAGUCAACUUCAAGCUGCCACGUGAGGCUGUGAUUCCGAUGGCGGCUCUCGCGUCCUCCGCGUCUCUUCGCCUCACUGCAGCGCCGCUUGCGGGGAAAACCCAGGCGCGCCUCAGCUCCGCGCAAAGCGAGCUCGCUGGACUUUCGCAAGGCCUUGCGAACAUGUCGGUGUCUCGCUCAUCCGCACAACCUGCCGUUAGCCGCGUCGUCACGCCAGUCGCAAAGCGAGUGUGCGACCUGACAGGCAAGAGGCGCAACAACGGCUAUUCAGUGUCUUUCUCGAACCACCGCACCAAGAAGGUGCAGCAGCCCAACCUGCAGUACAAGCGCGUGUGGUGGGAGGAGGGGCAGCGGUACGUGCGCCUCAAGCUCAGCACCAAGGCCAUCAAGACACUCGAGUGGAAGGGGCUGGAUAAGAUGGCCAAGGAGGCUGGCAUUGACCUUAGCAAGUUCUGA